AUGAUAUAUGCCGUGCGUAAUUCUUUAAGGUUAUUAAACCGAUACAGUUUAACUUAUACUAAUGUUGUAAUUCGGACUAGUAGCAGUGAAAUUCCGAUAAAACAGACACCUGUUGAAAAUAAAGACUUCAAGAUUCUUCUACAGAAACAUAAAGAUAAAAUAGUGUUCAGUUCGUACUUAGAACAUGAAAAGUUAGAACUUGGUUACUUCAAAUAUCAUAUGAAAACUAUCAAGAGAGCCAAACAAACUCAAGAGAAGGCUCUACAAGAAAAAAGUUUACCGCCACUACCAGUAGCCUUAAGGUAUUAUGUUGAUAAGGAUAGACUUCUGAAUAAUGAGAAAGAACCCGAGCCUGUUGUCUCCGACAAAACUUUUCAACUGCCUUUUGGGGAUACAACUCCUAUUGAAAUCAAUGAACAAGAUAAAUUUCAAAGAUCACAGGAAAAUGAAUUGAAAUCAAACAUUGACCAGUGGAUGACAAACUAUGAAUAUUUUGAUGACAAUCAUCUGACGUCCGCUGAAAACGAUGAUGAAACUAACAAAGACUGGAGUAAAUAUUACGGUACUCCGGAUCCCAGUGCCAGCAUCAGUCAAGUGCGCUGUGGCGGCUGUGGAGCCCUGUUACACUGUAAUGACCCCGCCAUACCUGGAUACUUGCCGAGUGAAUUAUUUACAGGACGGAAGGCAGAGGAACUAAAGACUAUGGAAUGUCAGCGAUGUCAUUUCCUCAAGGAAUACAACAUAGCAUUAGAUGUCUCCGUUCAAGCUGAGGAAUAUGAAAAACUGUUGCAAUCCAUCAGGUAUGUUAAGUCUCUAUUGCUUGUAAUGGUGGACCUCCUUGACUUCCCAUGCUCCUUGUGGCCCGGCAUAGUGGACAUCAUCGGCACUGAACGACCAGUCAUUAUAGUAGCUAAUAAAGUGGAUCUCCUGCCCGGGGACAGUGUCGGUUACUUAAAGAGAGUCAAAGAAUGUUUGAUGACAGAAAUCAAAAAAACUAAACUAGGUGAAGCCAACAUUAAGUAUGUGGCAUUGAUAUCAGCCAAAACUGGUUAUGGAGUGGAAGACCUAAUAUCGGCCAUGUUUAAAACGUGGCUCUAUAAAGGAGACGUCUUCUUAGUGGGUUCAACAAAUGUCGGAAAGAGUUCGUUAUUUAACGCCCUCCUUCAAUCCGAUUACUGUAAAGUACACGCAGUCGAUAUCGUCAAAAGAGCAACUGUGAGUCGCUGGCCCGGAACCACAUUGAAUCUCCUUAAAUUUCCUAUCAACAGACCAUCGGGAUGGAAAAUACGAGAGAGAAGUCAUAGACUGCUCACAGAGAGAAAACUCAUGAAGGUAGAAAAAGAAAUAAGGAAAGGUCAAGUGUUGGGAAGGGACGUGACCGAAGCUCCGUCACUGAUAGGACACAUCGGCAGAACAUUCACACAGUACCAAGUCUCCAGCGAUAAUGUAGCGGACAAACGACAUCACAUGGUGGUUUUCGAUGAAAAUAAUCCGCUUUUCAGAAAGAGUAAAUGGCUGUACGACACUCCGGGCGUGGUGCUCUCCGACCAGAUCCUGUCGCUGCUCACCACCGAGGAGCUGAUGCUGGCCAUACCGAGGAAACUGAUCCGACCUCAGACCUACUACCUGCGGGAGGGAGCCAGCUUCUUCAUAGGAGGCCUGGCUCGGGUGGACCUGUUGGAGAGCGCGGACGCGUGUCGCUUCACCAUCUUUUGUUCCGAGAGUCUGCCGAUCACCGUGACGGAGACCAGGUUCGCAGACGAGCUGUAUAACAGCUUCGUGGGCACCGAGCUGUUCGCGGUGCCGAGCGGCGGACACGAGCGGCUCCAGAGGUGGCCGGGGCUGAGCGGUGGCGGCGAGAUGGAGUUCGAGGGAGAAGGACCCAACGUCUGCUGCGGGGACAUCGUGCUGUCGUCCGCGGGCUGGGUCUCCGUCACGGGUAAAGCGGGCAGCCGAUGCCGGGUGGCGGCGUGGACCGUGGGCGGGCGGGGGCUGCACCGCCGGGUGCCCGCCCUGCUGCCGUCCGCCAUCACGCUCAAGGGCCGCCGUCUGCGUGACACACCAGCCUACAUGCUCGGAGACGUGUUCAUAGGAGACGAGCUCUGA
Molecule: messenger RNA, 2106 nt
Organism: Danaus chrysippus (African queen)
Lineage: Eukaryota; Metazoa; Arthropoda; Insecta; Lepidoptera; Nymphalidae
Source: the annotation of a GenBank genome assembly